AUGGGUUUCACUCGCGCUGUCGAAGACCGUCCUACCCCCAAAGAAGUCUACAAUUAUCGAAUAUAUCUUCUUACCUUUUCCUGCUGUCUCGGCAGCUGGAUGUUCGGCUACAACAACGGUGUCAUAGCAGGAGUUCUCGUCCUUCCAGCUUUCGUCGGUGACUUCCACCUUCCUGACUCUGGCACCUCUUCAUACAAUAAUAUCAUUGAGAAUAUCGUUUCUUUGCUACAAAUUGGAGGUCUUGUUGGUGCCAUGUCGACAUUUCCCUGUAUGAAACAUUAUGGCAGAAGAAUUGCAUUGGCUUGUGCUGCUGUGGUGUUUUUGCUUGGCGCUCUGUUACAGACAGUUUCUUACGGCAAUCUUUCCAUGAUGUACGCCGGCCGGUUCAUAACUGGUCUCGGGGCCGGAUCAGUUACGGUCACAGUCCCUCUGUACAUUGCUGAGCUUUCACCUCCUUCAAUCCGAGGCUCACUAGUUGGCAUCUACGAAAUUAACAACCAACUUUCCUCGCUGAUGGGCUACUGGUGCAACUACAUAGUCAACGAAUAUAUUCCGGGCACCGCAAGUCGACAAUGGCAAAUCCCCCUUGCCAUGCAAAUCAUUCCGUCAGCUCUUCUAAUCAUCGCUUCACUGCUCAUCUUGCCAGAAUCUCCCCGCUUCUUGGUCAAGAAAGGAAAAGAGUCUCAGGCUCGAAAGGUCCUCUCUUUCGUUCGACACCUGGAACCAGAGCACGAAUACAUCAACCUCGAAAUGGAAGAGAUUCUCGAAGCAAUUCAGCGACAGGAUACUCCUAUCCCGGUCCCAGGACAGGAGAAGAGUCGACUUGGGCUGUUCCGAGAGCUGUGGUGGAAGGGAAACAGGAAUCGGGUAUUGAUUGGGCUAGGAUUAAUGUUCGGACAGAAUUUAACAGGUAUUAAUGGUAUGAACUUCUAUACGCCUGAGAUCUUUAGGAGUAUCGGCUUCAGUGGGACGAAUAUCGACCUAAUUGCCACAGGCAUGUACGCCCUCGUUAAAACUGUCGCAACGAUACUCGCUCUUGUAGUCUUCAUCGACCGUGCAGGUCGACGAAAAUUGCUGAUAGCAUCCUCGAUCGGAACAUCGUUGGCUUUAUGGUAUAUCGGUGGUUUCGUCACUGCGAAACACAUCGACCUCACUCAAGCUCAGGAGAAGAGUGUUCCUGGUUGGGUGGCUAUUGUCUGUGUUUAUAUAUAUGCUGCAUCUUUUUCCAUAGCCUGGAACGGAGUAGUCUGGGUCUACUGUGCCGAAAUCUUCCCAUCUCGUAUAAAGGAGCUCGCUAUGUGCCUCAUCGUCGCUUCCCAAUGGCUCUCCCAGUUCGCCGUUGCCCGCGCUUCACCAUCCAUGCUCAGUGCUCUCCACGGAGGUUUCUUUUUCUUUUUCGCAACAUGUAUAACCAUAAUGGGUACUGGCGUCUUCUUCCUCCUUCCAGAAACAAAAGGGAGAACAUUAGAAAGAAUGGAUGAGAUCUUUGGGACGGCACGGGAGAGAGGAAUCACUAGCAAGCAGGCUGGUGAUGUAAAAGCUUCUACAGAGAAGGGAAAUGUGGAGGGGCCAGUGAGGACUGAUGGGAUGGAGAUUGCGGAAGUAAGACCUUCUGGCGAAGUAUAG
Messenger RNA from Mollisia scopiformis, 1626 nucleotides. RefSeq names its product general substrate transporter. The transcript is spliced from 7 exons. NCBI's taxonomy places the organism in Eukaryota, Fungi, Ascomycota, Leotiomycetes, Helotiales, Mollisiaceae. Gene Ontology annotation, cellular component: membrane. Gene Ontology annotation, biological process: carbohydrate transport; transmembrane transport. The record is from RefSeq and is a predicted model, not a curated record. Bases 1 to 1626 code for a protein of 541 amino acids. Gene Ontology annotation, molecular function: carbohydrate:proton symporter activity.